Emys orbicularis (European pond turtle) is the source of this 1118-nucleotide messenger RNA. RefSeq names its product N-methylpurine DNA glycosylase (gene MPG). Gene Ontology annotation, molecular function: alkylbase DNA N-glycosylase activity; DNA binding. Gene Ontology annotation, biological process: base-excision repair. The transcript has 5 exons. Bases 20 to 1000 code for a protein of 326 amino acids. The record is from RefSeq and is a predicted model, not a curated record. NCBI's taxonomy places the organism in Eukaryota, Metazoa, Chordata, Testudines, Emydidae.
ACAUGUGGCAGCCAGAUGGAUGGGAACGUACCGGGAGUUCUUUCUUACAGGAAACGAACAUCCCCAGCAGUCACUAAAAUUUUCCAGAAUGAUGCCAAGAAAAAGAAAGCGGUUAACUCCAUUAAAUGCUGUCCAAAGUAAACCCAGCUUCUCUCCAGCUGACACCUCUGGGAGCCUGACAGUUGUUCUUGAUGGGAAUUCCUCUCCAGUAAGCAGCAAAUACUUCAGUGAAGAGAAGAGGACAUCUUCCCGGCUAGGGACAGAUUUUUUCAACCAAUCCUGCAUCAGCCUGGCUAAAUCAUUUCUAGGACAGAUUUUAGUUCAUAAACUUCCCGAUGGCAGAGAACUCCGGGGAAAGAUUGUGGAAACGGAAGCAUAUCUGGGUGGGGAAGAUGCAGCUUCCCAUUCAAAGGGAGGGAAACAAACUGCAAGAAAUGCAGCAAUGUUCAUGAAACCGGGAACCUUGUACGUGUACCAGAUCUAUGGGAUUUAUUUCUGCAUGAAUGUUUCCAGCCAGGCUGAAGCACAUUUGGGAGCCAAGCAGCUGCUAAGAUGCAUGACUAGAAAAACAGGCAGUAGGUCAGUGGAAAACCAGAAGAAACAAUACAGACAGUUCUUUGGGGAAGGGGCUGCAGUCCUGCUCCGGUCCUUGGAACCUCUGCAGGGCCUGGACACCAUGAGGCAGCUGCGAAGAACUCAGAGGAAAGGAUCAGCCAAACCACUGAAGGACUGGCAGCUGUGCAAUGGGCCCUCCAAGCUCUGUCAAGCACUUGCUAUUAACAAGAGCUUUGACCAAAAGGACCUGGCUCGUGACACAGCAGUCUGGAUGGAGCCUGGCUCAGAAGCACCGGGAGAGCAGGCUGUGGUGACUGCAGCCAGAAUUGGUGUCAGCUACGGUGGAGAGUGGGCACAGAAACCACUGAGGUUUUAUAUACGAGGGAACAAAUGCGUGAGUGUUGUGGACAAGAAGGUGGAGAAAGAGCAAGGUGCUGCAGACUAGAGGUGUGGGUGCUUUCAUUAACUAUCAGCCCCAGACUCUGACCUAAUGGAACUGGGCCAGGGGGGUGGUGCGGUGCUGGUUUGGAAGCUGUUUUAAUAAUAAAUGUGCUUUGUUACAA